GUGGUCUCUCUCCAGCUUCCUGUCAUCGUGGUUUGGCACUUUUGUGGUGUUUCUGUUUGUACCAAUGAUGGGUACUUUUUUUUUUUUCUAUGAACAGCUUUUGGUUCUUCCAUAUCAUGACCAAGUCAGUAAACUCAGUAUAUAAACACACCCAACACUGAGAGUGAGGUUCUUCCUGAAGAAGAGAUGAAGAUUCUGCACUUGUCUGUGAUUCUGCUCACGCUGUCCGGUGUUCUCACACAGGUCAGUAAAUGGGGUGUGAAAUAUCCGGAUAAUCCGAUCUGUGCUGUGAGAGGAUUCAGUGUCUCCAUUCCCUGUAGUUAUUAUUAUCCAACAUCAAAUCCCAAUAUUCAGGUGACACAAAUGCUUUGGUGCUCAUUGAACUCAAACACAGAAUGGUGUCAUGACCCCCCGUAUGUUUAUAACAGCGCAUUAAUCACCACAUCAGACUUUGAGUACGCUGGAGACGACAAAUCAAACUGCACUUUGUUAAUCCACAAUGUAAAGAUCAGCUAUUCUGGAACAUACAGAUUCAGAUUUAUAACUGAUAAUCCCAGUGAAAGAUACACAGGUGGUCCUGGAGUGCUUCUACAAGUUGCAGAUUUAAAGGUGUCACUAAUCAGGCUCAGUGGAAUCGGAACCCUUAAACAAGGAGACUCGUUAAAUCUGACGUGUGAUGUGGACUGCACACAAAGUUCCUCACAGUUUGUGUGGUCUAAGAACAACGAGCGCUUACCUGAAUCAGGACCCGUUCUUCACUUUCCUGCUGUAACCGUGAGGGAUUCUGGGAGUUACACCUGCACUUGGAAAACCAGCAUGACGUCAGGAUCUGAAAUGAUCAGCCUUCACGUCGAGGGUGAAAUUUUUAAUUCAUGGCUGUUAUGGAUCACUCCUUUGGUGACAGCUGGACUCAUUCUGUUGGUUGUGAUUUACAUCAGGAGGUGCGUCCACACUGAGCAGCUGAAGAACGAAGAUCCAGACAUCUACACCACAGUACAGUACAAUACAUUCACCAUGAACUGAUCACACUUUCACACCUCAGUUCCAGAUUUCUGCAUGUGAAUUUCCCCUGAGAACAGAAAGCAAAAAGACAUGAGCUUGUUAUUUCUCUAUAGCAAUCUCAAAAAUAAUGUGUGUUGCUAGUCAUUUCCUCACCCGUUUCUCUUUUUCUUGUUCUCUUUUUCUCUCCCAAACCCCCCCCCCCCCCCCCGCUAAUAAGACAGAGAUCUUUUAUCAGACGGAACUCAUUCAUCAGAUAAGGAAAGCUCUUCUCAAGCAGCAGGAUAUGCAAUUGAUGCAAAGAUGUUAAAAAAUAACCUCAAGCGCAUGUUUCUGACACAUUAAAUGUCCUCACUUUAAUGAUUACUAGCAGCAGUAAUGUUACUGAUUUUUACAGACUCAGGAACUUUCCGUGAAGAACACAGGUGUUCCUUGUACAAUGAAAUCCUUAGUUUGCAUGUUUUUUUAUGCAUGCUGCAGUAGAAAAAAAUAUUAAUUAAAAUAAGAAUAGUGUUUAAAGAAUUGUGAAAGGUACAAGUAGGAAUUGUUAAAACUAUGUUAAUUAUUAAAAUAUCCGUGGUGGUAAAUAAAAAUCUAUACAGUAAAUGUAUUCUCAUUUUUCAGAUUUACAUGAGGUGUUGUGCAACUUAACGUAUUGUAUAUCUGCAAUAUUAAUGCGAACUUGCUGUAGUCAUUAUGCUCAUUGUUAAAUGAAUGUUUGCCUGCUACGGCUUGACUUUCACGUGAAUAAAGUUUUUAUUGUUACUAA
This is a messenger RNA of Ictalurus furcatus (blue catfish), 1768 nucleotides long. RefSeq lists its product as uncharacterized. The transcript has 5 exons. The record is from RefSeq and is a predicted model, not a curated record. Bases 187 to 1023 code for a protein of 278 amino acids. Lineage: Eukaryota; Metazoa; Chordata; Actinopteri; Siluriformes; Ictaluridae.